Molecule: messenger RNA, 465 nt
Organism: Rotaria sordida
Lineage: Eukaryota; Metazoa; Rotifera; Eurotatoria; Philodinida; Philodinidae
Source: the annotation of a GenBank genome assembly
AUGCCUAUCACUGAAGGUAAUUGUAUUCUCCAGCCGGACAAUAUUACACGAUCUGUUAGCAUCAUUUUACCAGCACAUCGUAUAAAUGUACAGCUUAGUAUUACUGGACCUUACUUUGUUGGUGGAUUUCGUCUGUGUCUUCGUGGUCCUUAUUGUGUUGAUGGUGUGAAUACAGUACACAAACUUGAUCUAUGUCAAUUUUUCUGGACGCCAAAUCAAACAGUGUCACGUAUAGCAACACUUUCUGUCAUACUCAUCAAAGUUGUCAAUCAAACUAAUCCACUUAAAGUUGACGAUGAAUCACGCUAUGAUGGCCGUUGGACACUGACAUUUGAAGAGAGUUCACUUUUGGAUGAUAUGAUCUAUAAACAAGAUGGCUACUAUCUUCGUUAUGCAUCUCCACGAACAACAUUGACGUUCACAUUUAGUGAACAGUCAUUUUUCUUCAAAACAAUCAAUAUCUGA